AUGGUCAACGUCUUUGUUCGGUUCCGGACUGAAUUCAUUGACUCUACUUCGGGCGAGCCACAGACUCACCCCUUACUGCGAGGGGAGGGUGUUACGUCAAAACGCAAGGUCCCACUGGUGCAGAGCGACCUGUUCUUUUGUAGGGAUGCAGUGGAUGUUCCAAAGUUGUUGAGGGGUUCGAGAGCAAGCUUGCUGGAGAGAGCAGAGAACAUAGGUGCGAAUGUAUUGGUAAACGAAAGUUGGGAGUGUUCAAUUCGUGUCCCUAGGGACAGACGACACGGAUCUUACAAAGUUCAGGUCCGCUACAACGCCUCGGCUUCGCGAUCGUCCCUCCCAGAUCCUCAAAGGCCAGUUGCCUUAGACCGAGUCCAGAAUGUAUCAGGACUCAUGACAAUCGUGGACCGCGAAGAAUUGUCAUCAUGA
Molecule: messenger RNA, 423 nt
Organism: Suillus plorans
Lineage: Eukaryota; Fungi; Basidiomycota; Agaricomycetes; Boletales; Suillaceae
Exons: 4
Coding region: 1-423 (140 amino acids)
Source: RefSeq, a predicted model, not a curated record